Phalaenopsis equestris is the source of this 2200-nucleotide messenger RNA. Its product is annotated as UDP-glucuronate 4-epimerase 4-like. The record is from RefSeq and is a predicted model, not a curated record. Lineage: Eukaryota; Viridiplantae; Streptophyta; Magnoliopsida; Asparagales; Orchidaceae. Bases 415 to 1794 code for a protein of 459 amino acids. The transcript has a single exon.
AGGAGCGCUUAUUGCCUUCGCAUCGCACGUAAAAUUAUGUGCGGUGUCUUAAAAAUAUAUCUUUUUGUGUUUUUUUUUAUUAAAGUGAGGCCUGCUUUUGACGGUGUUGAUGGGAUACCCUAAACAAUAAUUUUUCACCAUCAACAGCUCCUUAACCGCUCGGUCUUACCCAUCCCAGAAUAGAUGGACGGUCGUUAUUACUUUCCCCAUCCUUUUACAGGCAUAAAAUCGAACAGUUUGUGGACAUGGAAGAGGGAGCAGAACGGUCGCUUCGAAUAGGAGGAAGGAAGGAAGGAGAGAGGGAUCCGCGCGAGGAGCGAAGAGUCAAAUUCUAUUUUUCUCUUUUCUCCUUCCAUUCCAAUUUCUUCUUGUUGGCUUCUUGUGAUAUUCGGAGCUGAGAAAUUCAUUUCCUACAUGGACGACGGUCUGCCCUCAUCUCCCGGAAAGUUCAAGUCGGAGAAACCUCACCACCAUCAUUUGCGCCUCCUCCUCCUCUUUCGAUGGUACUGCUCCUCUCUCCACAAGUUUCUGUUCUGGAGCGUCGUUGCUGCCACCGUUCUCCUGCUUAUCUUCAUUGCUUUCCCGAAUUUCUCUUCGUCUUCCUCCUCUUCGUCGUAUUCCUACUCCGCGACUGAACGCCGCUCCCUCCGCACCUCCUCCUCCCCCGCCUGGGGUGAUCCCAAAUGGGAGAAACGCGUGCUCGCCUCCGCGCGCAUCCGGCGCCGCCCAUUCGGCAUUUCCGUUCUCGUCACCGGCGCCGCUGGUUUCAUCGGCUCCCAUGCAAGCAACGCACUCAAGCGCCGCGGCGACGGCGUGGUCGGCCUUGAUAACUUCAACGACUACUACGACCCCUCCCUGAAGCGCGCCCGUCAGGCUCUUCUUUCCCGCUCCGGCGUCUUCGUCGUCGAGGGCGACAUCAACGACCACCCUCUUCUCCGCAAGCUCUUCGACCUCGUCGCUUUCACUCACAUCCUCCAUCUCGCCGCCCAGGCCGGCGUCCGCUAUGCGAUGAAGAAUCCCGGGUCGUACAUCCACAGCAACGUCGCCGGUUUCGUCUCCAUUCUCGAAGCCGCGCGCUCUGCUAACCCCCAGCCGGCCAUUGUCUGGGCUUCUUCCUCUUCCGUGUACGGCCUCAACACCCAAGUUCCUUUCUCGGAGUCCCAUCUCACCGACCGCCCUGCCUCCCUUUACGCCGCAACAAAGAAAGCCGAUGAGGAGAUUGCUCACGUGUACAACCACAUUUAUGGUCUCUCCAUCACCGGCCUCCGGUUCUUUACCGUAUACGGUCCUUGGGGCCGGCCGGACAUGGCCUGCUUCUUUUUCACAAGAAACAUUCUUGCAGGCAAAACCGUCACUAUCUUUCAAGGUCCCGAUGACUCCACCGUUGCUCGAGAUUUCACUUAUAUUGACGACAUUGUACAGGGCUCCAUUGCGUCUCUGGACACAGCACAAAAGAGUACGGGCAGCGGCGGGAUGAAGCAAAGACCUGCCCAGCUCCGUAUCUUCAACCUCGGCAACACCUCCCCCGUACCUGUUGUUGAGCUCGUCUCCAUCCUUGAGCGCCAUCUGAAGGUGAAGGCAAGGCGCAAGUUUGUUAAGAUGCCAAGGAAUGGAGACGUGCUCUUCACCCAUGCCAACAUUAAUUUGGCCAAAAAGGAACUUGGCUACCAUCCCACCACCAAUCUACAGACGGGGCUGAAAAGGUUCGUGAAAUGGUACCUAGAAUACUACGCUCCUCCAUCUGGAUCUUUCCUGACCAAUAAGGGAAGGGGUGGCAGCAGUAGCUCCAGCUGAGUGGCGAAAGUGGAGUUGUGAUUAUUGCUUUGCUCGAAAGCUUUCCUCUUUAUCUGCAAAUUCUUUUAUUGCGUUAUAAAAAUCGUUUUUUUUUUAAAAUUUUUUCUCUGAUUGGUCUUCCUGAUUCGUUUGGCUUUGUUAGCCGCAUAAAAUUCCGAGGAGCGGAUGGGUUCUGGUCAAGUUUAGAAGAAUGGUUUUUCGUAGGUAUGCGUUGUUUGCAGGACAUUGUGAUUUUAUCAAUCAUCCCAGUAUAUAAAGAAGCACUUAAUUAUUUCUGUUCCCACCACCCUUUUUUUCUUAAUGUUUUUAGAUGUAUGUGUAAAUAGAAAAUGAUAAAGUUGUCAGUUUUCAGAGUGUUCAUUUUCUAUCAAUCAUGCUUCAGCGGAGAAGUGGAGCACUUUGAAAA